Microplitis mediator is the source of this 2185-nucleotide messenger RNA. RefSeq names its product ankyrin repeat and KH domain-containing protein 1-like. The record is from RefSeq and is a predicted model, not a curated record. Gene Ontology annotation, molecular function: protein binding. The coding region runs from base 540 to 2075 and encodes 511 amino acids. NCBI's taxonomy places the organism in Eukaryota, Metazoa, Arthropoda, Insecta, Hymenoptera, Braconidae. The transcript is spliced from 3 exons.
UUUGACAAAAGUAAAAUGUAAGAUGGUAAGAAUAAGGUUAGGGACGAUAGCUGAAAAAAAUUGUUUAGAAAAGAUAUUCUUUGCGGGUUUUAUAUAUUUAUAAAAAUAUAUAUUAUCGUUUAUAGACAACUUUGUGUGAUUUGUAACAUUUUUAUUUAAAUAAUAAAUAUUUCAAUGUACUGAAGUUAGUUCUAUUAAAUAUACUUAUACAAAAGUGUAUAUAAUAAUUCAUCAAGGGCCAAUAUUUUUUUAAAACGAAGAUUGUAGCUUUGAAGAAGAAAAGUUGAAUUUGUUGUUUAUGUAACUGUAUGAGCUAUUUGUAUUCUCGAAAAUACCUGAUUGACGUUAAAUUCGAAAUAUUGUUGGCUAAUCUAACUACACAAUCUAUAAACUAAAAAAGGAAGCUAGAUUAUUGAAAAUCUAGAGAAUGCCACUUAAGUAAACAUUAUUAAAUGUUGUUGGAUUAACUUUAGUGGUACUGAUUGAAUAUCAUACAAAUUUAUGUAUUAUCAAGAAUAUCAAACCAAAAAAAAGUCAAAAUGGAUAAAGAAAUAGCGAGUGCAGUUACAUCGGGGGAUUUAACGGCGAUAGAAAGAAUUUUCAAAAAUGGUGCAGACCUGAAUGCCCGCAUAGAUUCUGUGACACUAAUUUAUCUGGCUAUAAAAGCUAAAAAGUUUGAUGCUGUCGAAUUAUUGUUAAGGUUGGGAGCACGAGUUGAUGAUUUCGUUCAAUUGACUGGUUCAUUGACAAAAUAUACGGCAUUACAUAUCGCGUGCUUAGAAAAUGAUCGAGACUUGACAAGAUUAUUGGUCAUUGAGUACGAUGCUAAUGUUCAUGCUGUCGCCGAUGAUAUCCAACCGAUUGCCUUGGCGGCUCUUCUUGGACACGUGCAUAUCGUUCGUAUACUCUUGGAUAAUGGUGCAAAUCCUGAUGCUACUAUCAGUAAAUCUAUUUAUACAAAAUAUGUGAAAGAUGUCAUGUGGUGUAGCGACUUUGGAGACAAAAUGAGUUUAUUGACGUAUGCAAUUCUCAACAAUCAACAUGACUUGGCUACACUUUUAUUAAAAUACGAUGUCAGUGUGAAAGUUAAAAGCCUCACCAAUAAAACAUUGUUGAUGUAUGCUGUCAAAAAUUAUAGAACAGUCAGAGAAAUUUCUAAAUCGAUUAUAGAUAAAUUAAGUCCUGAAGAAAUCAACGCGCGGGAUGAUGGAGAUUUUUCAGUGAUGCAUUAUCUGAUGCAUGAUUUACUGUGUGUUACAUAUUUAAAUGUCAAUCCAAGUGAUAAUUAUACUUUUAUAAUGCUGGAAGUGCUAGAUUCAUUAAUUUCAAGAGGAUUCGAUUUCGAAGGAACGAUGAACGCAAAUCCAAAAGAUUUCCUAGUAAAUAUGGCGGCUGCUAAUCAUUGUGAUUAUAUUUUGGUAUUUCUGCUUUUAUAUGGCGUUUCCAUUUCUAAAUCAAAAGCUCUGUAUAACGCUCUAAAACCUGAAGCUUCGAAAUAUUGUUAUUUCCCGGACUGCCCUGGCAAUGACCUAAGUAGAAUAUCCAAAGGUUAUUGGAACCCGCAUAGAAUACAAACUCAAGAUAAUAUUUUGAAAGAUUUACUUAGCAGACAGUACUUUCACGAUCCGACUGUACCCAAACAAGAAAUAGAAUUGAUGGAUGAAGUAAUUAAAGAAGAUAAAACUUGGGUGAAAGCGUAUUUAGAAGGGUAUAAAAAAGAGUUAUUAAAUUUAAAGGACUAUUUUAUUCACUUGAGUAAUAAACGUAUGUCGUUUUACGAUUUUCUUAUGUUGACUAACAAAGAAUUGGAAAAUCUUGUUAGAGUCGAAAAUUUUACUCACGUUCUUUCUGCAAAAAAGCUUGCCUGGACGAACCCAGGAAUGCUGUUCGGUCGUAGAAUAAAGGCGCUUAUCAGACAAGCUCAAAAAAGAGUUAAACUUUUGAACCAGGGCAAAAAAAUACGUUUUCCUACUACUAACUGUCUUUCGCAAUUGCCAUGUGAAAUCAUUUUAGAAAUUAUAGAAUAUUUAGACGUCAAAGAAUUGGAACUUUUUAUACUUGCCUUCCAAAGCUGAAAAUUAUGAUAGUUUAUUUUAUUCAUUAGACUUAAUAUUAUUUUUAUAAUUUAUUUUAAGAUGGUUUAUGUGAGAUGUAACAAAUAAAACUUUUUAAACGAUAACUGUUU